Molecule: messenger RNA, 4936 nt
Organism: Triticum dicoccoides
Lineage: Eukaryota; Viridiplantae; Streptophyta; Magnoliopsida; Poales; Poaceae
Exons: 11
Coding region: 194-1615 (473 amino acids)
Source: RefSeq, a predicted model, not a curated record
AAUUGCUUUACACACGACACUACACACACGAUCUGCGAACGAUGCAUCCCUCCCCAACAGUGAUUCCUGCCUGCACGCUUGCUUUUGAUGCUGCCAAGUAGGAUCGUGCAGGCGUCGGCUGUAAAACUGUCGUCCGUGUAGCAGCGCUGUUUUGACCGCAACCCAUCUCUUUCAUCUUCUUCCUUGGAACUCCAUGAACCAUCCGCCGUCCUUUCCCCGGCGCCGGGCAUCCUUCUGCUUGUCUGACCGGUGUUAUUUUUGCUGCCUCCUUCGCGCGCUGGUCUACUUCUUCACGAUGACUAAUUCGGUACGGCGUCGCCGGAAAUCACCCAGCUUUCAGAGAACUAACUCUGAUGAAGGUGGUAGUCUGGACAUGAGUGAUAGUGAUGUCUCCUCUCAGUCAAAAUCUACAAGGAACAGCCGUAGAACAUCUCCUAAAAAGCUAAAAUCCGAAAUUAAGCAGAGCAUCAAUUGGAGAUGUGAUCCACAGAAGAUACGCGCCUUUAUGAAAGACCUAACUCCUGAACAGCUCAAAUGGAUAGAGGAAUUGGGAUUUGGAUCACUCAUCGAGAUGAUUGACUGCAAGUUACCAAGAAAGCUAACGAUAUGGCUUAUGUCAAAAGUUGACUGUGACAGCAAGUCUCUAGUAUUCAGAAACAGGAAGGUUUCUAUACUAGAAGCUGUUGAAAAUCUCCUCAAGUUACCAGCUCUUGAUAAAGAAGUUCCAAUGCCCAGGCCUGGUAGGGUUCGUGACAAGCCAUUCAGAGGUAAAACUGAAUUCAAGGCUGCUACAGCUGGUAGAGAAGAAUCACUAAACGAAGCGACAGCUAAGAUGUUAACGUACAAGCAGGAAGAAGACAAGGACAACUUUUGCAUAUGUUUCAUGGAAGUCAUUCUUUGCGCGUACUUAGCUCCAACAACAGGUUACCAAAUUAAUAGAAAUUACCUACUUGGAGCUUUGAAGGACUUGAGCGACAUCCCUCGUAUGAAUUGGUGUCGUUUUGCUACUGACUACCUGAUCGAGGGAAUUCGUGAGUCAAGGCAGAACAAAGUCCAGAACCUGAAUAUCGCCGGAUGCAUUCAUAUUCUACAUCUCAUAUAUAUGGAUCUACUAAAAUCAAAUUUAGUCAGCAUACCACAAGGUUACCCAAGGAUAAAAUACGUUGGCUCGCAAGUACUCAAUCAAAUAGAUCCUACUGGGAAAAAGAAGACGAAGGACCAUUGUCAGAUGUUUGAAAACUUCCUGGAUGAUGAAAAGUUAGCAAGGUUCCCACUUGCAGCAGAACCUGUUGAGGAUCUUAAUGAUACCGAAAAAUCAACACAUUCCACACCAACAGUUAGAGUGAAAUUAACUACUUCACCUUGCCAGGACAAACAAACAGUUCCUCCAAAGUUAUUACAAACUUCAAGAAAGUGUCAGGCCGAUAAUUCGACAGAUGAGACCUUGAUCAAACGCAUAAAGAAACUUGAAGAGCACUACAGAGCUGAGCGUCAGAAGUGGUCUACUCUCUUUGAACGCAAGCUUCACAAAAACAUCAAGAACUUGAAGUACAGAAAACCAAGGAAAUCGCAGCAUUGGUCCAGCAACAGAUUGAUAAGGCUCUGUUCCCGAUGAUUGAUAAUGCAGCUGCACCCAGUUCUCAUCACAAUGAUGAUCCAGUUUUGAACAAAGGAUCUAUAGGAAUAGAAAGUCCAUCGCACUCCAAUGUAGAUGACACUUUCCUGGUAUCUACCAAGUCAGCUGAAUUUGAUCACCAAACUAGCAGUCAUGUUGAUGAUAUCCCACAAAUGACAGGACGUACAACAUCAUCUCCAAGAUUCAUGGAUGCAACUGCUACUCAUGAAUCUGGACUGGCCUCCAAUAUGGUGUUAACUGAAGGUGGAAAAGAUGAAAACUUCAUUCCUGCUUCGUCAUCAGUUGAAGAGAUUACUCAGUACGACCCUUUUGUUCCCCUUCCAUCUACUGAACAAGAUUUUACUCCAACCGAUCAUAUUGUUCAGUCUAAACUUGAUCCUUCUAAAGAUGAAUUUGUGCAAAGAAUUUGCAAUUCUGAAAAUCUGCAGUCUGAAAAACAUGCACCUUCUGCAGUAUGCGUCAAUUUUACAGAAUACACAAAAGAGAAUAUUCCUGCAAAUGGUGUAUCUGCGCCAAACAUAUAUUCAGUCCCAAAUGAGCCAACUCCUUAUAUAAUUACCAACAAUGUGGGUCAACAAGUCCAGUCACAGCCUGGUGAAACUUUGUGAAAUAGCAUGUCAAAUGAAAUGUCAAAUGAAGAUUCAUCAAUGAUGAAGAUUGUUGGUUCUGAGGUUCAACCUGACAUGUCUUCUGUUGUACCUUCUAAUACUAAUAUCAAUGACCCGGCUAAUCCGAAUACAGUUAAUCAGGCAGAUAGUAAUGCAUGUGCUCUUGAAUAUGCAAAUUAGGAAUCAUCACGUAUUGUUUUGCAUGAAGUACCUAGCCAACUCACUACAGAAGAAAUUGGUUAUGUAAUCAAAGAAACUGGCAUAAUUCCUGCAACCUCAACCCAACCUGCAUCUCAAGAAUUAGUUGAUACUCCGUCAGAUAUUCCUGCAUCCGAUGUUAUUCAGAAGCCAUUGGCUGAGCAAUUGGAGAAUCUUCAUCUGACCAAAAAUGACAUUCAAUCAAAGAAUUAUAUCAAAACUGCGCAUACUGAUGCCACUUCAAAAGAGGUUCAAAUUAUAUCUUCCCCACCUUUAUCCCUUGAGAUAGCUGGUGAUGUUUCAAUUAUGUGUGUGAGUCAGAUGAGUAGGGAAUAUGAUAAUAUGAAGGCCCCGGAAAAUAUCACUAUUCAUACAAAAGAACAUACUGGUGCAUCUCCCGUUCCUGGAAUAGAAAGAACUGCAGUUAAUGAGGAGGUUAUUCAACCUUAGCCCAUUGUUACGGAAAGUUUUGCUCAUCCACAGGCCAGCACCUUCAGUUCGGAUGUUUUGCAGAAAGACCAUUCAUACUUACCUGCUGAUAUCCCCAAACCAAGCAGCGAACCAGAAGCUAUCACUUUGCUGGACAAUUUGGUUGAGGCAGAGCACAACAACUCCGGUUUGACUCUUCUUCAAACCCACCAUUCAAACUUACCUGCUGCUCAGUCUAAACCAACAACUGAACCAACACCUAUCACUUUACCAAUAGCUCAAUCAUCACCAAUGGAAUGCCAAGAAAUGGCUCAAUCUGAUAAAGAAGAACUUGACAAGUGUGUCGAAAUGAUUCUCUUUAUGAGUUCGGACAUGCCCAGCAAUAUGAAUGAGAACCAAGAAAUUGCCUCCCAUGGAAUUGAGAACAACUUAGCCCUAAGUCAUCAUAUCAAGGAAGUGCUGACCGAAAACUUAGAACAAUCUUUUGCAUUAGCAGAAAUGCAGACUCAGUGCACUGCAGGAGACGUAGAAUCAUCAUCUUCUAUCAGUACACAAGAAGUCUUUGCAGACCCAUCCCAAAUUGAGCUAACUGGACAAAAUGAACAUGAAUCCGAGGACCAUCCCUCCGACAGUUCAAGUGAAGCUGUAAGCUCUGAGCGCACUGAAGACGAUGAUAUCUCAAAUUUUGGGCAGCAAGUUUCAGACUCACAUACUUGUCGUUUAACUCUAAGACACAACUUGAGAGAUGUACAGAUAGUUGACAUUGCGGAUGAACCUUCAUCUCCUAAAACAAUUGAUUGUAAGCACAUUCGUCAGCUUGAUGAUCCAUUAUCAGACGGAGAAAGUUUUGCUUAUGCUGGUAGCAUCAAUGAAUCCAUGAGGAGUAGAAAACAGCGUUAUCAGAAGAAAUAAGAGAUCGCUGAAGGUAUUUCUGAGCUCAUUAAGAAGAAGAAAUAUCCGCCCAAGAUGUUGAACGACGUUUACAACACUCUUGUCGCCAGAAACAAGUAUAGAGGUUUGCGUUCGACACGUCAUCGUGACGUGAAUGAUACCGGCGGUACAAAGAUAAGGAUAGGUCAAGCUUCUGUAACAGAAAGAGAGUUUGUACAAUGCCUAAUGCCAAAAGGAAAGAUGUGCCAAAACAUGAUGUGGUUAAUGUCUGUUGCAAUGAUGCAUGAUUGGGGAUCAAAGACCAAGGUUAUUUUGGACCAGACAAUUAUAGUAAGUAAUCUUUGUUCUUCAUAGGUUAUUUCCUUUCCAUUAUUAUUAUCUGACCAGUAUGCACUUUCAUUGGACUGAAUUGUUGAAAAAACCUACGAAACGUGGCCACACAUUACUAUGCAAGAAGCUUAGUAAGUUGUCACUUGAAAAUCAUGAGCAGCUAUACCUCCCGACACUAUUUGACAACCAUUGGAUAUUGGUUGUCAUUAACUUCACACAAAAUACAAUUGAAAUUUAUGACUCUAACAAGAAGGUAAAAGAAGGUGAAGACCCACACAAGGUUAUCUUGGACAACAUGCGUACCAAUCUGCAAGAAGCAUUAACUGCUAUUCUCAAUCAGAGUGCUAUCAAUUUUAUCCAUUUCCCAAGGAAGUAUUGCUAUGCUGGAAAGCAAACAAACAAUGAUGACUGCGGUUUCUGGGUUAUUAAAGUCCUAUUGUGUCACAAUGGCAAAGGGCUGGUCGGAAAUUACAAGUGGGAAAUGGAUGUCUUCCGGAAGGAAAUAUGUUACAUACUGGUUUAUCACCGCUUCAAUGAUCUCAACCCAAGAAGGCCUGUGAUCCAGAAGAUAGCAUCCUCCGUCCAGACAAUAGUCGAAUGAUUCCUCAACGGCGUCGUUUCCUGUACUUACCAUCCGCGCCUGGUUGCAACUUAUUUCAUAUGAUGUAGUACUUUAUCAAAAUGAACAAAUUUCAUUCAGUCGAACCGCCGUGAUGUAUGGUACUGAUAAACUUUGUAUGGUUAUUUCCUGCUUUUGGAACAAAAUACUUAUUGCUAUGAUGUAACCAAAUGACAGCCGAAUGUUUUGCUGUUUUUAAGUUACUUCCUCUCAAUUUCUCUAUCA